UUUUUUCCCUUUCAUUUUUCAAUGCAGUGAUGGGAAAUAUGUACAAGAAUAGGAAACAAGCUGGUGGGCAUGGACCUCCAAGAGAAAAUACUGAUACGCAGAAACAUGAAAUGGACUUAAGGAAGAUUAUGAAAGAUGUUGAAAAUUUUAGCUACUCACAUAUGACAUGGAAAGAACGCAAAAAGAUUGAAAAUAGGAAUGUUGUUUCUCUUGGUGGGAAGCCCCCUAAGAAUCAGAGAUUACCUUUAAGUGUGGCACGACCAAUGAUGAAGAAACAACAGGAGAGGGAGCAGAAUAGAAAGGCCGAUCCUGGUGGCCGAUUGACAUUCGGCUUCCUGAUUUCGCCAUUCGGCGGCCGAUGGGGAGGUGGCCGAACCCCCCCACCUGUACAGAAUCUUUUUGAGUAA
Cajanus cajan (pigeon pea) is the source of this 407-nucleotide messenger RNA. The record is from RefSeq and is a predicted model, not a curated record. NCBI's taxonomy places the organism in Eukaryota, Viridiplantae, Streptophyta, Magnoliopsida, Fabales, Fabaceae.